Molecule: messenger RNA, 923 nt
Organism: Syzygium oleosum
Lineage: Eukaryota; Viridiplantae; Streptophyta; Magnoliopsida; Myrtales; Myrtaceae
Exons: 2
Coding region: 205-615 (136 amino acids)
Source: RefSeq, a predicted model, not a curated record
GAGAGAUAUCAGAGAGAGAGGUUUGGGAUUUUCCCUCACUUCAAAAAGAGAUCCAUCCUUAGCUCUCCUCAUCAGUAUCAACGCCCAGAUCCUACUUCCUCGAUUUGAUCUCAUCAUCUUCUCCAACAGUUUUUCCUCUUUUUCUUUUUUUUUUGAAAUAUCUAUUUCUUCGAUCCUAUCUCUCUCUCUCUCUGAAAGCGAGUCAUGCCUGCUCAGACUCAGACGCACGACUCAGAAGAAGACGACUACUCCUCUUCAGAGCCGCUGCCAUCAUCUAUCCGGGCAAGAGAGAUGAAGAGUCCACUCAAUCAUGGUGAGGAUUUGAUCAAGGCAAUCAUAGAGCGCAAGAAAUACGCCAAGAUGGACGCAUCGAAAGAGCAUAGCAAACCGGCUGCUCCGCCGAGCAACAGGAUAUGUAUCUGUUCCCCAACAAGCCACGCGGGCUCCUUCCGGUGCCAUCUCCACCGAGAGAAUCAAGCGACCAAACCAUCCUCGAUGAACUCGGAACGGCCUGCUUUAACCGAGACCAAGUUCGGGCGCCGCCACUGCUCGUUCAGCAGCCCGCAUCUGCUGUCGAGAUUCGGUAGGCGCUCCACCACCAAGUCCUUCAUGUGAUGGACAUUCCCACGAGUUCUCGGGCAAAGGCUAAAUGCACGAGGUGUGAGGCUUGAUAGGGUGGUUUUAGAACCCUUCUCAGCUUUUGUAAAUAGCUUUUCAUUCUUUUGCAGUUCUUUCUUUUCCAUGCUCAUCUCACUAAAAGUCCUGGGGUUGGGUGAACUGUUUACAUAAAGCCAGUUCUAGCUCGGAACAGAGGCUGUUGGUAGAAAGACGUGCAGUUACUCAGGAAUAAGCCCUGCAUAAAUGUCUGCAUUAGUCCUAAAGAUCAUCUCAAGGUAGAAUGAUAUUGUCAUUCGGCUAUAAAA